Molecule: messenger RNA, 1436 nt
Organism: Lutzomyia longipalpis
Lineage: Eukaryota; Metazoa; Arthropoda; Insecta; Diptera; Psychodidae
Exons: 2
Coding region: 49-1263 (404 amino acids)
Source: RefSeq, a predicted model, not a curated record
UUCUCCACUGAUUCCCCUCAGUCUUGUUCAUAGAGUCACAACGAGAACAUGCUGUCUGUCUACGCGAUUCUCGCUACCUUGGCCGUGACCUUUCCCGGUCAUUUUAGUGCGGAAAUCGGUUCUAAUUGCAAUCUUCCCUUCAAACCAGUGCCUUAUGGAUUUUUCGCGCCACUAAUUUAUGGGGCUGAUGAGAAAUUUUCUGAAGCUUCAACCAAUGAGAGCACCCUGCUAGAGCCUCAGGAGAGUGUGACGUUGUCCUGUGAACCAGGAUAUUUUAAAUCUUACCCCAAAACAAGGACACUCAAAGCGAAAUGCAUUGGAGGAGAAGAAUUACAACUCGAGGAUGGUUCCAAAGAGCAGUGGAGUAAGAACUUUGCAUGCGAUUUACGUCCCGUUGAGGAGGUCCUCACACCCAAUAUCCCUGGAUGUCCUCCGGAGGCUGAAGGCACUGAAUUUGGUUACAUUAAUCCCUUCACGAAGAAAUCCAUCAUCAUCGGGGAGGCCUGCUACAACGUCACCAAAGGACAGAUAAUCUUUGUUCAUGCCAAAACCCAUCCAGGGCUAAAGAUUGAAGAUCAAAAUUACCUCCAGAGAGGUUCUCAUCCAGAAUCGAGGAAUAAGUUGGAAUUCUUCAAGGCUCUGCGCUACGAUGCUAUUUAUGAUCGCUUCAAGAAUGUCUUUGGACCACCGGAGAAGGUUCUCAGGAUAAUCUACAGAUCCCUCCUAACUGCCCAAAUGCUUUCCCUGCCACAGUUGCAUCUCGUCAACAGGCUCACCUGGAACUAUGCAAUUUCCCACGAUGAUGAAUCCCUCGCCGGCUGGACCGCUCUCCGGGAUGGUGUGGAAAAGUUCACAGCAGAAAAUGCAGCAGCUGAUGUGUGGGUUGGAACUUCCGGUGUUGCAAAAGUAGUUGAUGUAGCAGGAACUGCGUGGGAUUUCUACCUGCAACACCCCAAAUUCCCCGUCCCAAAGUACCAUUGGAUAAUCGUUAAAGUGAACAAUAAGGCAACGGGCUUCCUAUUCUACAAUAUCCCCCCUUUUCUUAACACUCGCAGCUAUGGCAAUGAAGAACCAAAAAUCCUCGAAAAAAUCUGUCAGAGGAAGUGCAAGGAGUUCUCAUGGCUCGAAGGAGUUGAGGGGAUCAGGUGUUGCUCUGUGGAGGAAAUGCGUCAAGUUAUCCCGGAAAUUCCUCCCAUUUCGGGAAUUUUAGGGGAAUUGCCUCCCAAGCAGGAAGCCCCACAAGGAGAGAGCAUGAUUUCCUAAGGACUUGCUGAAUUCUUAUUCUUUAUUAUCCUUUUUACGAUAAAAUAAUUUGAGAUUGUUUUUAAUGUAGAAAUUUGCAGAAAUUACUUACCUUUUAAGAUUCAUCCAAUAUGAUUCUCAUUUUCAAUUUGAUUUAACACUUUUUAGUAAAAAUAAAAUUGUAAAGAAAAUAA